UUUGUUUUUAUUCUGUUCACAGUUUCGCAAUGGACUCAAAUGACUUCAAUGGACUUCUUGAUGGAAACGGUAUAACUGGAGCUCCCAGGUGAAAUCCAGAACCCACGUCCUCUGAGUGGUGUGUUUUGGAUCUGAAUGAUGGUGUUCUUAACGAUGUCCUCAGGGCCUCUGCUGCUGUUCCUGUUCAUACAGGCCACCACUGGUCAUAGCUCAGUUCGGUCAGAUGUCAAUGCCACCUCUCCAACACAGAUGUCGACACCACCGCUCACCCCCCCACCCGGCGUCGCAGACAGUAUGUUUUCAACAAUGACAUCCGAUACAACAACAUCAGCAUUAGCCAAUAGUCAAGUCAGAUUGGUCAAUGGUCCUAACUCCUGCUCUGGGAGAGUGGAGGUCUACCACAGCGGUCACUGGGGGGCGGUGUGUGACGACUUGUGGGACUUGAGUGACGCCCAGGUGGUGUGUAGACAGCUGGGCUGUGGAAGAGCUCUGUCUGCACCACGUGAAGCCCACUUCGGACAGGGGAACGGGACAAUCUGGCUGGAUGACGUUAGAUGUACAGGCAGCGAGUCUAAUCUCAUAAGGUGCAGUCACAAUGGGUUUGGAUUACACAACUGUGGACAUCACGAAGACGCUGGUGUCAUCUGCUCAGGUGGCAGCAACACCACAGCAGCACCACCGAUCUCCUGGAACACCACAACAGGAACAGCCCGACCAACCAACCAAACAACCACAUUGGCAGGGGCUAGGUCACCGUGGGUGGAGGUGGAACCAGAAGUGAUAUCAUAUCCUGGCCAGACGGUUAACCUGCGGUGUGCCUUCAUAGGAACGCAGGUCAUACAGCUCACACAGGUGUCCUGGAUUUUUGAGUCCAGAAAGGGCGAGAGGCUCAACAUAGCCACGUACCACCCCAAUUUUGGGGUACUUUACCCCACGUCACCCCUGAAGGGACGAGUUAGCUUCCCCACGCCCUCCCUCAGCAACCCUUCAAUCCAGAUCUCUGACAUCAGGAUGACUGAUGAAGGGAGAUACAUCUGUGAAUACGCCACCUACCCCAGCGGCAACGAACAGGGCAUCACCUCCCUCGUUAUACUAGCUCUGUCAACAUCACCACCUUUCUACUGGAACACCACAACAGAAACAGCAGCACCAACCAACCAAUCAACCACACUGGCUGGUAACACCACAACAAUUACACCAGUGACAGCGUGGCAAGAUGCCCCGAUCAGAUUGAUCAACGGUCCUAACUCCUGCUCUGGGAGAGUGGAGGUCUACCACAGUGGUAGCUGGGGGACGGUGUGUGAUGACUCGUGGGACUUGAGUGACGCCCAGGUGGUGUGUAGACAGCUGGGCUGUGGGAGAGCUCUGUCUGCACCACACCAAGCCCACUUCGGACAGGGGAACGGGACAAUAUGGAUGGAUGAUGUUGGAUGUACAGGCAGCGAGUCUAAUCUCACAAGGUGCAGUCACAACGGGUUUGGGAGACACAACUGUAAUCAUGGUGAAGACGCUGGUGUCGUCUGUUCGGAAUCAGAGCGUCCUUCCAACUCAGGCCCAGAGCUGGUGUGUGGUCGGCGUCUCCUAGAGGUGGGUCUCAGCCGGGCUGGUCUGGAGACUGCAGGUCUGAACGUGUUCUCUGCUCACCUGGCCGACCUCCGCUGCUCCUCCCACCAGGAAGCUAACGGCACAGUGUGGUUCCAGGUGGAGCGCAGGGAGGGCAGCUGUGGAAACACCUUGACGACCAACAGCAGCCAUGCCAUCUACUCCAACAGUUUAUUCAUAUACCAGGUGCACAAUGUCUCCUUCACCCGACCCGUGAGCAUACCUUUCUCCUGUGCCUAUCCGCUAGACACAGAGAGCAGCCUAGAUGUGGCCGUCGCACCCUACCUACCGGUGGAAGGUGGAGUUUCAGGUAUUGGCUCCAAGGCGUCAGCCUCCAUGUCUCUGUACCACAACUCCAACUACACAGAGCCUUACCCUGCGGGUCAGAGGGUCACUCUGCCACUGGGCUCUGUUCUGCAUGUGGGUGUGUCCGUCAACGAGACGGAGACGGAGCGAUUUGUGGUUGUCCUGGACAACUGCUACGCCACUCACUCCCCCAACCCUGAUGACCCUAUGAGAUAUUUCAUCAUUCAGAACAAAUGUCCUAGUGAUCGUACCCAGGUGAGGGUGGAGGAGAGUGGCUCAUCACUCGAGGCGCGCUUCUCUGCACUGCUGUUUCUGUUCCAGGGAGACUACCGGGAUGUUUUCCUGCACUGCAGCCUCAGCCUGUGUGACCACGGGAGCUCCUCCUGCACUCCAUUGUGUUCCAGACGAAGGAGAUCCCGUUCCAUCUCCAGUUCCGUCCCCCUUAAUCCCGUCACCAUCGGUCCAAUCAGCUGGACUUGGAGUCUGGACUGAGCCUUGGGGGGUACCGCAGUGAGCCGUAUCUGUUUCAUUGUCCUUAUACUUUUGAAUGUACUUUUUCACAUAUCUCUCUGGUUGUGUUUUGUGACUAUUGAAUAUUGUCUUUGUGUUUCAUUGUUGCAGUAAGUAUCCAUACCCAGACAUUCAGCUGUCUUAGAGGUGUUUACCUUUUUCUGCAGCCUUAAAGGCCCAGUGCAGUCAAAACUCUGUUGUUCCGGACUCCCGGGUGGCGCAGUGGUCUAGGGCACUGCAUCGCAGUGCUGGCUGUGCCACCAGAGACUCUGGGUUUUGCGCCCAGGCUCUGU
Molecule: messenger RNA, 2711 nt
Organism: Oncorhynchus mykiss (rainbow trout)
Lineage: Eukaryota; Metazoa; Chordata; Actinopteri; Salmoniformes; Salmonidae
Source: RefSeq, a predicted model, not a curated record